Messenger RNA from Phytomonas sp. Hart1, 1305 nucleotides. The record is from the annotation of a GenBank genome assembly. Lineage: Eukaryota; Euglenozoa; Kinetoplastea; Trypanosomatida; Trypanosomatidae.
AUGAGUCGGCAACGUGAGAUGAUCACCCUCGCCCUGCGCUCGACGGAAAAGCAAUAUGAUUACGAGGCGCCUACUCGUCUGCAGGGCGGCGGUUGGGAUGAGGAGGGGGACGAGGAUGGGUCCUGGGCCAACCGCCGCACCGCUGAUCGCUCCUUUCGGCGCUUUUUUAAGAAGUUUCAGCAGGUGGUCGAGAGCUGCGAUGUGCUGCUUCAGGUCGUGGACGCGCGCGACCCGCUCGGUUGUCGACUCACACAACUCGAACAGACCAUCCGCUCAACCUACGGCGAGGAUCGUAAGAAGAUCGUCAUCGUGCUUAACAAGGUCGAUAUGCUCCCUUCCAGAAGGGUGGUGGAUAUGUGGAUUCACUACUUCCAGUCCCAUGAAAACAUCGCCUGCAUUCCAUUCUCUGCCACCGCGAGCGGAGCUACCGGACAAAGCUACGCACACGAGCUUUUUAAACAACUUCGGGCAUUGGCUCGCGGCGGGGGGUCUGAGGAUCGCAAAUCGAUUGUUGUUGGUGUGAUUGGCUACCCCAACGUUGGCAAAAGUUCGAUCAUCAAUGCGCUUAAACGAAAGAAUGUGGUAGGGGUCGGAAAUAUGCCAGGCUUCACGACAGGAAACACCGAGGUGGAGCUGCGUUCUGAUAUUCGUAUCAUGGACUGCCCGGGGGUUGUUAGUCCCGGUGAGGAUAGUGGCGAUGUGGUCCUGCGCAAUGCGGUGCGUGUUUCAGACCUCGCGAAUCCAUUUGCCCCGGUCCAGCGUCUUUUGGAGCGCUGCACGGCGGUCCAAGAGGUGAUCGACUCGGACGACGAAGACGCACACCACCACCACACGCUGAGGGAAUCGGGGGUUCACCCGCUCGCGGCGAUCUAUGGCAUCGGGUCCUUUCCGGCGAAUGACGUUAUCGCCUUUAUCCAUCUCGUCGGGCUAAGACGGGGUCGUCUUAGCAAAGGAGGUCAGGUCGACGAGGAGGCCACCGCUCGGAUGAUUUUAAGUGACUGGAAUGAUGGGCGAAUUGCGUACUACACCUAUCCGCCCAAAGUGGACGAUAUUUUUACGCGCUCGAGCCAUGACUACAAGGCGUUGCGGGGGCGCUUAGCAAACGAAGUCAGCAGUGCCAAAGAUGAGGAGGCCCCGCAGCUCGUGUCGAACCUAGAGAGCGGCAUCACGAUGGAUGGCCUACCUGUUUUCCACCUCAGACUGAGUACAGCAUCAACAAAUGCUCACAAUCGGAAGAAAAAAUGGAUCCAUCAAUAUCAUGCUGAAGAGGAGUUAAGUGAACAAGACACGGAUGAGGAGCUGUAG